AUUUUCUACUGGAUCGGUUACACACUCCCAACAAAAACAAAACUUCCCCAUAAGAAGAAACCCUAAUUUCGCAAAAGCCUACUCUUUUCCGAUUGUCUCCCCAUCCUGCGAAGCCGGACUUUGAAUUCCACUGUGAAAGAUGCAGCAUGACGAGGUUAUAUGGCAAGUUAUCAGGCACAAACACUGCAGUUAUAUGGCAAAAAUCGAAACCGGAAUCUUCUGCAGGAAUCCGUACAAUGUAACGGGUAUUUGCAAUCGAAGCUCAUGUCCUCUUGCUAACAGUCGCUAUGCCACCAUUAGAGACCACGAUGGUGUUUUUUAUUUGUAUAUGAAGACGAUAGAGAGAGCCCAUAUGCCAAAGAACUUGUGGGAGAGGGUGAAGUUGCCAAGAAACUACGAGAAGGCGCUUGAAACCAUUGACAAGCACUUGUUGUACUGGCCUAAGUUAUUGCAGCACAAGAUCAAACAAAGACUGACCAAAAUGACUCAGAUGCGCAUCCGGAUGAGAAAACUUGCUCUCAAGACAAUGGAGAAGAUGAUGACUAGGCCUAGGAGGGAUAUCAAGAGAGAAGCAAGAAGAGAGGAAAAGGCUGUAAAAGCAGCUUUGUUGGAUAAGGCCAUUGAAACCGAGUUGCUUGAGCGUUUGAAGAAAGGCAUUUAUCCUGACGACAUAUACAAUUUCCCUGAGCUUGAGUGGAACAAGGUUCUUGAUGAAAAGAAACCAUUGGCAGAGGGUGUUGAGGAAGAAAACGAGGAACCAGAAAUUGAAUAUGUUGAAGGCUAUGAAGAACUUGAAGAAGAUGAAGAUAUGGAAGAUUUCUCUGGUGGUCCCUCUAAGGGGUCUGGCUUCUACGAUGAUGAACACGAUUCAGCUGACGAGGAAGGCGAUGACGUUGAGGAGCAAGUUGUGAUUCACAAAAGAGGGAAAAGAGAUUCAAGAAAGCCUGAUGAUCAUGGAAAACCAAAGAAGAAGAAGAGAGUAGUUGUCGAGGUUGAGCAAGAAGAUGGAGACAGGAGACGAACCCUGAAAACCGCAAGCUGAGCUUAGAGGCCAAGCAAGAAAGUGAAGUUUUUUUUGUUGUUGUUGUUCUGUUUUGUUACUUGGAUAAGUAGAGUGGAAAGCUUUCUUCUUGUCAGUGUUACAGUUCAAAGUUUUGAACUUUGAAGCCUUUCCAAAUUUUCUAGCUGUCUUUUUUGGUAUUAGUGAAAGCUAAAACUUGUUCUGAAGUUUGAAUUUAUUAUACUUAAAACGAAGCAUUUUCAUUGACAUUUACAUGUGAUUUCGGUUUUGCUGAUUUUGUUGGAUAAUUA
Messenger RNA from Thlaspi arvense, 1311 nucleotides. The record is from the annotation of a GenBank genome assembly. Lineage: Eukaryota; Viridiplantae; Streptophyta; Magnoliopsida; Brassicales; Brassicaceae.